AUGCUCCCCACUACUACUAUGACCGCACCCCGUGUGAGUCACGGCGCGAAGACCAUCCGCCGCUACCGCCACGAUCCCUACGGGGCCCGCGUGUUGGAGCCCCUCCCCGCCGUCGUGGCCGCCGCCCCGUCCCUCCCGCACUCCGCCUCCCACUCCUCCUCCUCGUCGGCCUCGACGCCCUCGUCGGCGCCGGAGGGCCUCCCCGCGCGGGAGAUCCUCCCAACGGUGGGCGGCGCGGGGGCGACGGUCGUGUACACCGGCGUCGUGGCCUUCAAGUACGGCGGCAGGGAGUUCACCACCACCGCAAGGGUGCAGGUCGGGGACGCCAUCGUCGUGGACGGAGACCGCGGGGAGGAUCUGGGCUUUGUGCAGCGCGUUACCGCCCAAACUAUUAACAGUAACAAUAAUAAUAAUUUACCAUAUGCUGGGGAACGCGUACGCCGCAUUGCCACCGCAGAGGAUCUCCAACAACACCACGCACGAGCUCAGAAGGAGGAGGAGGCACUCUGCACCAUGCGCGUACUCGCAAAGCAGGUGAAGUGCCCAGCGUUUAUUCAGGAUAUCAUGUACCAGUUGGAUAGCCGCAAGAUAACAGUCAUCAUCGCCAGGGAAUCCCGCUCGUAUGUUGAUUUCCGCCGCCUGCAACGGGCAGCCUUUGACGUAUUCCGCUGCCGUGUCUGGUGUGAGUACCUGGAUGAGAUCGCCAUGCCGCAAUUAAGUGGUUCCUGUGAUGCUGCGGUUUCUUCGGCUUUUCAAUUACCGCUGCAGCGUCCAUUGUACGGAAGGCGAUCACGCUGCCCAGUGUUAAUGCCAGAUACUCGUGAUAUGAUUGCCCAGGCGUAA
Trypanosoma theileri is the source of this 843-nucleotide messenger RNA. RefSeq lists its product as uncharacterized. The transcript has a single exon. Lineage: Eukaryota; Euglenozoa; Kinetoplastea; Trypanosomatida; Trypanosomatidae. Bases 1 to 843 code for a protein of 280 amino acids. Gene Ontology annotation, cellular component: cytoplasm. The record is from RefSeq and is a predicted model, not a curated record.